This is a messenger RNA of Suillus clintonianus, 322 nucleotides long. RefSeq lists its product as uncharacterized. The record is from RefSeq and is a predicted model, not a curated record. The transcript is spliced from 4 exons. The annotation marks the transcript as partial. Lineage: Eukaryota; Fungi; Basidiomycota; Agaricomycetes; Boletales; Suillaceae.
AUGGGUGCUGGUCCCACUGUCAUCACCGAAGCUCUGCUGCCUGCGCUCACAUUCAUUCGAGACCAUGGUGGGAAGGUGUGUCUACUGGCGCACGUUAAUUGGAACAUACUCAUCUUCCGCCAAGCUCGGAUUACUCAAGACGACCUCAGAAUAUCGCUGUUUGCACCCCUGAUGUCACGGGUCGGCGUUUACCUCGGUGCAAAUGCGAUGAUUUCCGCCACUAUGUUCAUUGGAGCCUGGUACACACCAAAUAGCUACACGCAAGAGUCAAUCCCAUUCCUGACGGUUAUUACCUUUUCCACCUUAGUUAAACAACUCCAAU